Athalia rosae (coleseed sawfly) is the source of this 1216-nucleotide messenger RNA. Its product is annotated as deubiquitinase OTUD6B. The transcript is spliced from 4 exons. Gene Ontology annotation, biological process: protein deubiquitination. Gene Ontology annotation, molecular function: cysteine-type deubiquitinase activity. The record is from RefSeq and is a predicted model, not a curated record. The coding region runs from base 197 to 1087 and encodes 296 amino acids. Lineage: Eukaryota; Metazoa; Arthropoda; Insecta; Hymenoptera; Athaliidae.
CGAACAUGGCGGACAAAAAGCAGACACGCAGGCCUAGCAGACACCAAAGGGGCUGUGGCAGCAGUAUAUCUACUGAAAUAUUUACUUUCGACGCUGACACCAUACAGCACCCACCGGCAAAGCACUCUGCGCUGGCUGCAACGGUACGCUGCUCACCUCCCAACAUUCUAGUGUCACCUCCAGGCACCGACUCACAAUGGCAGAGGGAAAUAAUUGCGAAGAAUUGUCGUUGCGACACAAAAAAGAGCGAAAAGAACUUCAAGCCCAAAUCCAGAAUCUAAAGAAGUCUGUAUGUAAGGGUGAUAAAAAACGAAAAAAAGAGAUUACCGAGGAAAUAGUCCAGCUUGAAAGCGACCUCGACCAAAGGCAAGAACAGGAAUUAUUGGAUUGGAUAAAGCUAGUGAACUUGGAUGACCGGCAGAAAAACGAAAUUCCUUGUACAAGUGAAGAACUUGCGGGUGAAUGCAGCCAUGCAUGUGAUCCAAUACCGCGUGUCUCUAAGGCACAAAAGAGGAGAAAUAAGAAGCAAGAUGCUGAAAACGAAAGAAAUCAGCGAAUCAUACAGCAAGAGGCUGAAAACGUCUUUGGCAAAAGGAAUAUUGAAACUCAAGCAAUUAGACGGAUCCUUAAGGAACGAAGCCUGCAGCUUCAUGAAAUUCCCAGUGAUGGUCAUUGUUUAUAUAAUGCAGUCUCCCAUCAGUUAGAAGAAAUUGGUGAGAUGCCUCUAGGGUUCAAGGAUCUCAGAAUAAAAACGUCCGAGCACUUGAAGGCGAACAUGAAUGACUUUGUUCCAUUUUUGUCCAGUGCUGAUUCCGAUGGAAUUUUUUCCACAGAGGAGUAUGAGAAAUACUGCCUCAAUGUAGCAGAAUCAACUGCUUGGGGUGGCGCAGUCGAGCUGCAAGUCCUAUCCAGAGUUUUGAAGUGCCCGAUUGAAGUGAUCCAGGCCACAGGAUCUCCAUAUGUAAUUGGUGAUGAAUACAGAGACAAAGGAAAAACAGUUAUCCUAACGUACCAUCGCCACAUGUAUGGGUUAGGAGCGCAUUACAAUUCGGUCAAGAAGUUCACAGUCAAGGAUGAAGAGAGUUGAUCGUUGUCAAGGGUUUCAUGGCUACGCGUUGUGAUUGCUUACAUAUCGUAAAUAAGGUCCAAUAGCGCUACAAAAAGAUAGCAACGCAACUGAAUAUGGGAAGAUCAUGAAUAAACUGCUACCAUUAUA